This is a messenger RNA of Ylistrum balloti, 1437 nucleotides long. Its product is annotated as sodium-dependent glucose transporter 1A-like. Lineage: Eukaryota; Metazoa; Mollusca; Bivalvia; Pectinida; Pectinidae. The record is from RefSeq and is a predicted model, not a curated record. The transcript has 4 exons. Bases 1 to 1437 code for a protein of 478 amino acids.
AUGCAACAAGCCAAGAAAUACACUCGGUACUCGUCUCCAACUAUAUGUCGCCCUUACGGGUUUGAACAGGGAUUUGCCAAAGGUCAAAUUGGACCCUCUCUCAUAGACCUUCAAAUCAUCAGUGGAGUGGGCUUGGGAGAGGGUUCCGCCCUCCUGACCACAAUAUACCUCGGCUACAUGGGCGGGGCCUGCGUGGGCGGAGCCAUCUACAGCAGAGUGAGGAAGACUUACAUUCUGACAGGCGCGAAAUCCUUGCUGUCCGUUGUCACAUUAGUGAUACCAUGGUGUUCCGUCUACUGGAUGAUGGUCGUCGUCUUUUGUUUUUUUGGGUUAAGCCUUGGAGUCACAGAUUCAGUUGCUAGUGGAGACUUACAAAAUACCUGGGGUAAGGAUGGGCGACCGUACAUGCAAGGGAUGCAGCUGAUGUAUGCAGUUGGAGUCGCCGUGGCCCCCCUGAUUGCUGCCCCUUUCUUGUACUCUCCAGUGCCCCCUAACGUCCGACAAAACGAAUCCGAUAUCGAUUUAUGUGUCUUUCAAUCUAAUGAAACAAAGUUAUCGACUGCUUUCUCCUGUUUUAACAGGGAAUCAUACAAUGUAUCUAAGAAUGGUUCAGUAUCUUUUAAUCACCCGUCACGAGGAAAGACACAGCUCUACAUGUCAUAUAUGUUUACCACCGCGUUCAGUGUUAUCGUUUGCUUAGCCUUCGUUGCAUUCUACUUCCGGUUUGAACGCCAAUCUCAAAAUACUACAAAUGAAUUGAGCAUUCCGAAAGAAUUUGAGACAAGAAAGCUGCCAAAAUCAUUGAAAUGUUUCACACUCGGGAUGUUAGUAUCUAUUUCCGGUUUGAUCUGUUGUAUUGAUGAUACAUUUCUCGGAUUCCUAACCACAUUCUGCGUGAAAUAUCUUAACUGGACUAAACCGCAAGGGGCCAUGUUGACGUCAGCGUCUAGUUUCGUGGUAGUGAUUGGCAGAAUGUUAGCUGUAGUUUUCAUACAGCUAAUUAGCCCAAUGACUCUCAUAGGUGUCCAUUGUUUCGUGACAAUGCUAUCAUUUGUGGGAUUAUAUGUAAGCGCCGUUCGCUUUUCUUCCAUAGGAGUGUGUAUUGCCUCCCUUGUAUUUGGGUAUGGGAAGUCAGCCAUUUUGGCCAGUGUGUUUUCCUGGAUUGAGGAGAUCGUGAGCCCGGUGACUGGUAAAAUUUCGGCCUUAGUCUUUUUCGUGAUAACCGCUUUGACGGCCAUGAAUCCUGUUAUUCUAGGCAACAUGAUGGAAAACUUAACAAAAACAUUACUUAUGGAAAUUAGGGGGAAAACUAUCUCAUACUCCUCUUUCAAGAAAAAGGAACGAGGUCAAAUAGAAAAUGAACUAAGGGAAGAAAUAGCAGAGCUAGAGGCUAGGGAAAAUAUACCAUUAGAUGUCUUAGAGUUAAAAAAAGGCUGA